Messenger RNA from Pyrus x bretschneideri (Chinese white pear), 1136 nucleotides. RefSeq names its product nuclear transcription factor Y subunit B-3-like. Gene Ontology annotation, cellular component: nucleus; CCAAT-binding factor complex. The transcript has a single exon. The coding region runs from base 301 to 921 and encodes 206 amino acids. The record is from RefSeq and is a predicted model, not a curated record. NCBI's taxonomy places the organism in Eukaryota, Viridiplantae, Streptophyta, Magnoliopsida, Rosales, Rosaceae. Gene Ontology annotation, molecular function: DNA-binding transcription activator activity, RNA polymerase II-specific; RNA polymerase II cis-regulatory region sequence-specific DNA binding; protein heterodimerization activity. Gene Ontology annotation, biological process: regulation of transcription by RNA polymerase II.
CCACACCACAACAUCUAACACCAAACCAAGAUUAGCCAGUACUACUCCAGUCUGAAAGCGUAGUCCACCCUCUCCAAGGGGCAAGAGCAGCAAAUUUAGCAAAUUAUAUUACCAUCCUCCUUUGUCAAUUCACUUUCAUAAUUUCUUAAUAGCCUGAUAUCCUAAUAGCUAGUCAAAUUAAGAAUAAAGAUCGAGCACUUGUCUCUCGCUCUGCCCUCUCAUAGGGCUCAUACCUAGCCAGUAUAUUGUCACGUAAGGAAAGUGAACAUUAUAUAUACAUAUAUACAUAUAUAUAUAUAUAUGGCUGACUCGGACAACGACUCUGGAGGAGGAGGAGGAGGAACGAGAGAACAGCAGAGAGAGCAGGACAGGUUUUUGCCGAUUGCAAACGUGAGCAGGAUCAUGAAGAAAGGUCUGCCGGCCAACGGCAAGAUUUCAAAGGACGCCAAAGAGACGGUGCAGGAGUGCGUCUCCGAGUUCAUCAGCUUCAUCACCGGAGAAGCCUCCGACAAGUGUCAGAGAGAGAAGAGGAAGACCAUCAACGGCGAGGACCUGUUGUGGGCCAUGACAACGCUGGGCUUCGAGGAGUACGUGGAGCCUCUCAAGGUUUACCUGCACAAGUUUAGAGAGAUGGAGGGUGAAAAGAUGACUGGUAGUACCAAUACUAGUGCUGGAACGGGAACUGGAAUGUCCGCAGGCCAUGGAAGGCACGCUGAUCGAUAUCAUCGCGAUCAUGAGAGAGAGCAGCUGUAUGUGCAUGGUCAUGGUGCUGCACGCGAUAGUAUAAAUGGAAUGUAUGGUGUGAUGUCAACGCAGUCCACGACCAUGAUGACGAUGGGUCAUCAACAACAUCACCAUCGUGGAGGUCAUUUGUAUGGAUCUGGUGGUAAACCCUCCACAGGGCAUGGGAGACCAAGGUAGGGUUAAUUAAGUAUAUAUAAUGUUAAUUUGGAUAUAUAUUCACAGUACUAAUCGUGUUUUGUAUGCAACGAACGCGCUUUCAUAGGGGACCGAUUAACACUUCGAACUGUUGCAUACAAAACAGCUAUAAUUCAUUGAUCUGAGAAGUUUGUCUAGUUCAGGGAUACCUGUAAACUGGAUAAUAUUGGUAUAACCGUACAGACAUUCAGUUCGCU